AUGACUGUAAGCCUCUUCGACCAAUUCAUGUCCCCCGUCUACCUGGGAGUUCCCUUAUUAGCGAUUGCUCUCAUACUGCCCUGAGUCUUAUUCCCCUCCCCUGCCCUCCGAUGAAUUCAUAAUCGCCUAUUAAUUCUCCAAAGCUGAUUCAUUAGCCGAUUUACACACCAAAUUCUGAUACCCCUAAACCAAGGGGGCCAUAACUGAGCCCUAAUACUCGCCUCCCUUAUGAUCUUCCUUGUAACUCUGAACGUCCUAGGCCUUCUCCCCCACACCUUCACCCCCACCACUCAACUAUCCCUCAACCUAGCCUUCGCCUUCCCUCUUUGACUAGCCACAGUUCUCAUCGGACUACGUAAUAAUCCAACCGCAGCCCUAGGACAUCUCUUACCAGAAGGCACACCUACACUUCUUAUCCCUAUUCUAAUUAUCAUCGAAACAAUCAGCUUGCUCAUCCGCCCAUUAGCCCUAGGGGUCCGACUAACUGCCAACCUCACAGCCGGCCACCUUUUAAUGCACCUAACUUCCUCAGCCGCCUACUAUCUUAUGUUUACAAUGCCGGCCGCAGCAGCUCUUACAAUGGGGCUACUACUCCUACUCACCCUGCUUGAAAUAGCCGUAGCUGUAAUUCAAGCUUAUGUUUUUGUACUACUAUUAAGCCUCUACCUACAAGAAAACGUCUAA
Messenger RNA from Larimichthys crocea (large yellow croaker), 684 nucleotides. NCBI's taxonomy places the organism in Eukaryota, Metazoa, Chordata, Actinopteri, Sciaenidae. The record is from the annotation of a RefSeq genome assembly.